Messenger RNA from Symsagittifera roscoffensis, 1661 nucleotides. RefSeq lists its product as uncharacterized. The record is from RefSeq and is a predicted model, not a curated record. Lineage: Eukaryota; Metazoa; Xenacoelomorpha; Acoela; Convolutidae. The transcript is spliced from 5 exons. Bases 407 to 1444 code for a protein of 345 amino acids.
UAAUAUUUUACCGAAGUCUCAUUUGGAUCCUACAGUUCUAAUAGAUGAUCAUCGAAUUACAAAGAUUGAUGAAAACUUCAGAAUUUUGAACCAAAAUAAUCUGCACUCGCCACGAUGGGAGUUCCAGCACAAGAACACACAGCUAGCGAUUUACAAUAUCUCAAAGGUAUCGAAUAUCGAGCCAAUAGUGAAUGGAUUUCAAAUUGCAGGCCGCCCAGUUACGCUCCUAUAUGUCAAUGGAGCGCACAGGAUUGACAUAAAGGGCCUUGAAAAAUUGGUAUGGAACAAUUUCAAACUCAACGAGGGCGGUUUUACAGCCAAACUUUACCAUAUAUGUCUGCUCAAUAUCCAAGGUGCUUCGAAACCAACGGAAUUCACACUUCCAAAUUCUGCUGAAGGUGGUCCUAUGAAGAAUGUCGUCAUCAAAAAUAUCAACAAAAAUAUAUUGUUCCGAUUAAACUCCAGUUAUUUGAGCAUAAAUGCUGAUGAUCACAUGUCCAAUCGGUUAAUCUUCCACGAAUGCAGUAUUGAUAGAUUGUACGAAGCGAGGCUAACAGACGGAGGAGGGACGCCAGAUUUAGUCCUCUUUUCUGAAACGACCAGUCAAGAUACAACAAAAGUAUUUACAUACCCAAUCUUAUCAGAGUUCGAUCACAAGUUUCAUCCGAAUUUAAUGCUCUACAUUGCAAGAGUCGACGCCGGCCAAGGGGCUCAUAUUUUACCACGUGAUUAUCUUUAUGGAGUAAGCAAGUUUGAUAAAUUUGUCCUCGGAAGUUUGCCUCAAAGAGUCGACUUUGGAGCUCUUGGAAUAACCGAACUGAAAUUUAACUGGUUUUGGUACGAAUGUAUUAUAAACGACGAGACUAAACUGUGUGGCAAUUUCCAAGUUGACAAACAAACCAAUGAAGUGUGGCAACAAAUGAAAUGUCAUCAAAUCAAAAAUUCAAGAAUCUGUCAAUUAUGUUUUCUGCAGUUUUAUGGCUUACAUUCUAAAAAAGACAGAGUAAUCCAGCGCUGUGAAAAUAAAGAUGAACCAAAAAAUCUUCAGGUGGUUAAGUGUACUUAUGAUUGCCCUCGAAUGUAUGAUGGAGUGUCGGAUCAACAGUUUGCAGAUGAUUUUGCCGGUUAUGUCAUAUGUGAUACAAAACACCAAGUUGCUCAAUCCUGUUAUAAAAACGGAACUGCCAAAUUUCAGCUGAGAGAAUCUAAAGUUGGGUCGAAACAAUCUGAAGAAGGACCCACUAACCUUCUCGAUCCAAUAAAGUCACCAGGGGAUGAAGCAAUCGAGGAUCCACCUGGAGGCAAUAUACAAAGUAACGGAUCUGCAAACAAUUUAGAAAAGGACGGGAAUGUUCUCGACUUUGACGACAGAGGGAAAAAUCUAUGCCAUCUGCGGUCAUUAUCACAUCAAAUCAUGCUGACAUCCGUAUUAAUAUUUUUUUAAAACUUCCACAUUUGACAUCAGAUACGAGGGAUAAUCACGGUUAUGGUUAUGAUUUAUUAACAAAUAUAAUGCUCGUCCAAAGAAAAAAUUAACAUAUUGAAAGAAACAGAUUUUUAUCUACAAGAAGAUUUCUGUAAAUGGACUGAUAAGUAAAUUGAUAGCUUUAACCAACUCGCAAUUGUUCGGCAAAGAACUAAAUUGCAUUUGUUUGGUAACG